AAAUUUUGAGCGGUUGAGAUUGAACUAUACGAAUUCGCGUCGAAGUGAUUGAGCCACCUUUUUUGUUGCUUUCCUGUGGCAGCCAAACGAAGAAGUGUUAAAUUGAUUUUGCGAUACUUUCGCGACAGCAUCGCUUCGGCGGGCGAGUGUGUGUGUGCGUGUGAUUAAACAUAAAUAACGUGCAAUUACGGCAAAACAAAUAUGUGCAAUUUUAAUGCGAAAUAAUAAGAGGAAUCUCUUUGAUUUAUGUGUGUUUACAAAUAAAUCGAAAUAAGCGAUUGAAUGUGCAAAGGAAUCUCAAUGAACAAUCGAAUUGAAUGAAAAGUCGCUGGGAAAUUUGAAAGCAAGGAGGAAACGCAAGGAAAGCAAGUUGAAGGAUAUGCCUCAAAGCUGAUCGAUUGAGCGAGUGAAUGAUUGCGCUGCCAGUUGGUUAAAUGCUACACAAUGUCGGCCAAGCACAUCGAGCAGUAUACGAAUCCCUCCUUCGAGCAGGAAUCCGACCCACCGCCUCCCCCAAUGCCCGUGGGGGGCGUGGCAGAUGUGGGAGCAGGCAGCGCCAUCAGCAGCAGCAGCAAUGGCCACAUUGCCAACGAUGCCGGCACGGCAAAUCGCAAAGGUCACAGGCGGCAGGAAUCGAUGUACCAGAUGACCGGCCUCUACUCGGAGACGAAUAGCGGCGACGACAGCAGCAUAGAUGCGGCCCUAGACCAGGACAACCAGCCCCAUCCCACAUCCUACGUGGCCGGGGAUCAGCCAGGAGGUGGACCACCAGUGGCGGCCGACAGCGUGACGGUGAAGUGCCACAGUCGACAGGCAUCGGCGGGUAAAUGUCCGGCUGAUCCGGAGGAGGACUUCGACGAGGAGCAGUUCCGAUCGGGCGAUUGCGGCAUUCUCAAUUGCAGACCCUACGGAAUCCAGCGAUUCGCCCGCAUCAAGAUCUUUGUGGUGCUGCUCUCGCUGCUGGUGAUGAUGCAGCAGGCCCUCAGUUCGGGCUACAUUAACUCUGUGAUCACCACAAUCGAGAAGCGCUUCGAGAUCCCCUCCAGCUAUUCGGGCUUGAUAGCCUCCAGCUAUGAGAUCGGCAACGUGAUCACGGUGAUCUUCGUUAGCUACCUGGGCAGCCGACGUCACAUUCCCGUGUGGAUUGGCAUCGGAGCUGUAAUCAUGGGCAUCGGCUCGCUGGUGUUUAUGGUGCCGCAUUUCACGGGCGAGCCCAAUCCGGGAAUAGCGAUCGUCAACAAGACCAGCGACAACAUUUGCAAGAGUGCCUUGGUUAGAGAUCAGGACAUGGACCUGGGUCGCCUGUCCAGCGGACUGUCCAAUCAACCCCUGGCGCCGCACACGCUGCGCGAGGACAACUGCCUGGAGGGCAAGGCCUCCACCACUGGGCCGGUGCUACUCUUUGUGCUCGCCCAGCUGCUCCUCGGAUGCGGAGGCAGCCCACUCUUUACGCUGGGCACCACCUACGUGGACGAUCACGUGCGAACGGAGAGCUCCUCGAUGUACAUCGGUUUCAUGUACAGCAUGGGAGCCUUUGGGCCAGUGGUGGGAUUCCUGCUUGGCGCCUACCUGCUGUCGUUCCACAUGGACUCACUCUCCUCCACCACCAUAUCGAUCACUCCCGGCGACAGACGCUGGGUGGGAAUGUGGUGGGGCGGUUUCCUGCUAUGCGGAGUCAUUCUGCUGGUGGUGGCCGUGCCCUUCUUCUCAUUCCCCAAAGUGCUCGCGCGCGAAAAGAAAAAGAUACGGAAGAGCAGCGUAGUGCAACCCGUUUUGCCGAACAACUCUAGAGCAACUGUGGCGACGGAUGAGAUGGGCAAGGUGAAGAAGCUGGAGAUAGUGGCCGUGACCAGCAAGGAGGACCAGUCGCAGCCGCCGCCCAAGGUGGACACGGGCUACGGGAAGGACAUCAAGGAUAUUCCACAGUCGAUGCUGCGUCUGGUGAAGAAUCCCGUAUACAUCGUGACCUGCCUGGGAGCCUGUAUGGAGCUGAUGAUUGUCUCUGGCUUCGUGGUCUUUCUGCCCAAGUACCUAGAGACGCAGUUCAGCCUGGGCAAGAGCCAGGCCAACAUCUUUACUGGCUCUAUCGCCGUACCAGGAGCCUGUAUUGGCAUCUUCCUCGGCGGCUGUAUCUUGAAACGAUUCCAACUGAAGCCCAAGGGUGCCGUCCAAUUUGUCCUGAUCACUAACGUCAUUUGCCUGGCCUGUUACGCGAUGCUCUUCUUCCUUGGUUGCGACAAUCUUAAGAUGGCUGGCACCACGAUUCCCUACUACACCAGCAACAAGCAUGGUUCUACCUUGGAGCAGCCCUUCCAGGUGAACCUCACGGCCGCCUGCAACUUUGGCUGUGAGUGCCUGACCAGCGAGGUGGAGCCGGUGUGCGGCAACAAUGGACUCACCUAUUUUAGUCCUUGCCACGCCGGCUGCACUGCCUUUUCAUCCACAUCCAACACCAACUACACCAACUGCGCCUGUGUUCGCGCCAACAUCUCGAGCAGCAUUUAUCGUGGCGCUGGUGGCAGCCAAGCCCAGGCGCUCAACGCCAACGAGAACUUCGCCGAGGUGACGGUGGUUCCGGUGGCCACCGCCGGUCCAUGUGCCACGCCAUGCCGCACCAUUUAUCCGUUCCUCAUACUGCUAUUUUUCAUGACCUUUUUGGUGGCCUCUACGCAGAUGCCGCUGCUCAUGAUCGUGCUGCGAUCGGUAUCCGAGGAGGAACGUUCCUUCGCGCUUGGCAUGCAGUUUGUAAUCUUUCGACUUUUCGGAUACAUACCGGCUCCCAUUCUGUUCGGAAAUCUGAUCGAUUCCACAUGCAUUCUCUGGAAGUCGUCCUGCGGCGAGAAGGGCGGUCGCUGUCUCAUCUACGACAUUGAAAAGUUCCGAUACAAAUAUGUUGGACUGUGUGCAUCUGUAAAGCUGAUUGCCUUGGUUAUCUUUAUGGUGGAUUGGUGGCUGGUGCGCAGGCGCAAGCAGCUUGAGAAAAUGAAGCCGCUUAACGCCAGCGAUCCCAUAAUCGGAUCCAUCAUUAGCCUAGACAAAUUAUUUGAAGAAAAGCUGUCGGGUGCCGAGCCGUCAACUGCUUUUGUUGGUGGUGGAGGAGAGCUGAUCAUACCUACAGAGAUACUUCGUCAUUCCCGCAACGAUUCACGCACCAUGCAAAUGGAUUAUUGCUACGACAAAUGCGGUCAUGUGGUGACACCGGCAAACACAUGCAACCAGCCACAGACCAAGUCCAAGAAACACUUCCGAAGUGCCUCUUGUGACGUAAAGAUGAUCAAGAGCUUUGCCCGGGAUCACAACUCAUCUAGCGGGCCUGCGGAUGCGGCAGGUCAGGAUGCUGGUGGUGCCAGCACAAAAUACAAGAAUCUCAAAAAGUUCCAAGCGCACACGCGCAAUCACUCGACAGACCUACAGGACUCCAGCCAACCCAUCCGAUAUAUUCAGAACCAGCUCCGACCGCAGGACUGCGCCGAAGAGGACGAUGACGAAGAGCUGACCACCGGCUGCGGACAUUUCGUUAAAAAGCACUCCCGGAACCACAGCUACGACCAAAUAUACAUGCCCAAUAACAUACGCUUCGAUGCGGACUUUCUACGUCAUCCCCAUUCACACCAUAAUCCCAAGAAGAAUGUGAAUGUUUUAAAGAAUGUGGUUUCGGAUAUUGGAAAGCUAAAGAAUUCUAAUGAAAUAGAAGCUGGCGGAUCUGGAUCACGUGGACACUCCCGCAACAACUCGAAGGACUUGAACACCAAAAUUACCAGUGGUACUCCUGCAAACAACGCAUCUGGUCAGGUAGUAACGGAGGCCAGCACCACGGGCCUAAGUGUGCUGCGACAUCGGCGAACCAACUCCAAGGAUCUAAAUUAUCAAGUGCUGUCGGAGUCUGCUCCCUCCAGCUCCGUGUCAGGGCACGCACAUCCACAGCACACGCGAAACACGUCGCACCACAAGAUACAGAUCGAUGACGAUCGAAACGAGCUCAUUCAAGACAAUGAUGAUGAAGAGGAGGAGCGUUCCGCGUGUGCUUAGUGCUAAGCCAUGUAGCUUUAAGCUAGGACUAUCGAUUUGUGGCAACAUCAUCAAUGUCUCCAUUCCUGGCGGCAAUUGCCUCAUCGUACAUUGAGUGUGUGUCGUUCAUAGCCGUUUCCUGAUGAAGUGACUCAUCCCUCAGCUGCUCAUUGUACUUACGACCGAGUGUUCAAAUCUACUAAUAGAAGGCAUCUGAAAAUAGAAAUCUUUUGAUAUAUGCAACAUUCAA
Molecule: messenger RNA, 4258 nt
Organism: Drosophila yakuba
Lineage: Eukaryota; Metazoa; Arthropoda; Insecta; Diptera; Drosophilidae
Gene: Oatp30B
Product: solute carrier organic anion transporter family member 5A1
Exons: 9
Coding region: 445-4029 (1194 amino acids)
Biological process (GO): sodium-independent organic anion transport; transmembrane transport
Cellular component (GO): membrane
Molecular function (GO): protein binding
Source: RefSeq, a predicted model, not a curated record